AUGACAACUUUACCCUCAGCCAAUCAGCGGAAUCGAUACCUUAUCCCUGCUGCACUCGCUUCACUUCUUUUCAUUGGGUCUCUUCGCAUUGUUUUUGAUAGCUUGAAAAACAGCUACCACACCCGUGACUUUCUUAAGCCACAAAGUGGCGGAUAUCAUGUGGUAAGACAGCCCAUUCGUGUUUCUAACGAUGAAACUAUCGAAAAAGGUUGCAAUAUAUUUGAAGGGAAGUGGGUUUGGGACAAUGAGUCACACCCACUCUACACAGAAGAAAGUUGCCCUCUUUUGGUUAAACAAGUGACUUGCCAAAAAAAUGGGAGGCCUGAUUCAUCAUAUCAGAACUGGAAAUGGCAACCUGAUGGAUGCAAUUUGCCAAGGUUCAAUGCUCUAAAACUGUUGGAGAUUUUAAGGGACAAGAGACUCAUGUUUGUAGGAGACUCGGUACAAAGAAGCAUGUUUGACUCAAUGGUGUGUUUGGUCCAAUCUGCAAUUCCAGAGGGUAAAAAAUCCCUAAAAAGGGUACCUCCUAGGAAGAUCUUUAGGGCCGAGGAAUACAAUGCGUCCAUCGAGUUCUACUGGGCUCCUUUCCUAGUCGAGUCUAUUUCAGAUCAUGCAACAAAACACACAGUAAUGAAACGCCUAGUCAGGCUCGAUUCAAUAUCUAAUCACAGCAAACAAUGGGAAGGAGUCGAUAUUUUAGUCUACGAGAGCUAUGUUUGGUGGAUGUAUAAACCUGUGAUCAAUGCCACGUAUGGUAAUCUUGAUAAGGUUCAGGAGUACAAUGUAACCACUGCUUACAGAUUAGCAAUGGAAACUUGGGCAAACUGGAUAGAAACUAGCAUCGAUUCUCAUGCCCAGAAAGUCUUUUUUAUGACCAUGUCUCCAACACACUUGUGGAACUGGGAAUGGAAGAAUGGCGAUGGCGGGAACUGUUUCAGCGAGUCACAACCAAUACAAAGGCCAUACUGGGGAACCGGUUCAAAUCUUGAUAUUAUGGGAAUCGUGAAAGAUGUCCUGGGACGGCUGCGGGUUAAUGUCAGAUUACUAAACAUUACUCAACUGUCAGAAUAUAGGAAAGAUGGUCACACAUCGGUUUAUGGUGAAAGGAAAGGAAAACUGUUGACGAAAGAGCAAAGAUCAGAUCCAAAAAACUUUGCAGAUUGCAUUCAUUGGUGUCUACCUGGGGUCCCCGACAUAUGGAAUGAGAUUUUGUACGCAGUUUUGUUACAGGAUUAUCGCGAAUUUUGAUAUCAUAGAACAGAAAAACUUAUUCAAAAUGUAUCAUUGUCUUAUAAAAGUCAGAAUCCAAACAAAUUAUAGGCAAGGUAAUCAAAAGCAGGAACCUUAGGUAAAUAUAAAUUAGCUUUGCUUCUGAAAGUCAUGGAGAACUUUACUGAACCAGGCAUGUAGAACCAACUUGAGUCUUAUGCAAGCAUGACCUUCACAGGUCAUGUACCUAGACCGAACCUACACAAUUACCUAUUUUCUUUCCAAAAAAACAGGCUUCGACUUGAUUAACUCAGAACACAGAGUUACGGUUAGCCGGAAUAGGUAGGAAAAAAAACAGAACAGAAAGCAAAGUUUGCCAUUUUCCAGCUUAAAUGUAUGCCAUAUACGAUAUACCAUAACCAAAGACCAGACACAAGUUAUUGCCAUUACAAAUAUAAAGAGAUACCUCCUUACCUUGGGACAUAUACAACACAGUCGGACAGCGAAAUUUUGGAAAAACCAUCAAAACACCAUACGCAAAGUCGUUUCAUUCCCAAAAUCCCACACAAGGUUACCAGUUGCAUGCUUUGGAAUCAUAAAGACAAAAGACCGGUCAGAGAAGAAGAACAUCAUUUAUAGAAAUUGCAGAUUUUAACCAAAUUCUCUGUAUUGAUUGUUUGAUAUGUAAGGGCAGAAGUGUUUAUAGAGAAGCCCAUUUCUCUAUUGAGAAAAAAAUACAUAUAAUCCAUGGGUUUAUUAUGUGGCACUAA
Messenger RNA from Erigeron canadensis, 1979 nucleotides. RefSeq names its product protein trichome birefringence-like 31. The coding region runs from base 1 to 1248 and encodes 415 amino acids. The transcript is spliced from 5 exons. Gene Ontology annotation, cellular component: Golgi apparatus. NCBI's taxonomy places the organism in Eukaryota, Viridiplantae, Streptophyta, Magnoliopsida, Asterales, Asteraceae. Gene Ontology annotation, molecular function: O-acetyltransferase activity. The record is from RefSeq and is a predicted model, not a curated record.